Messenger RNA from Poeciliopsis prolifica (blackstripe livebearer), 3495 nucleotides. Its product is annotated as STAM-binding protein-like A. The record is from RefSeq and is a predicted model, not a curated record. Lineage: Eukaryota; Metazoa; Chordata; Actinopteri; Cyprinodontiformes; Poeciliidae. The transcript has 10 exons. Bases 153 to 1457 code for a protein of 434 amino acids. Gene Ontology annotation, cellular component: cleavage furrow; endosome. Gene Ontology annotation, biological process: protein K63-linked deubiquitination. Gene Ontology annotation, molecular function: K63-linked deubiquitinase activity; protein binding; metal-dependent deubiquitinase activity.
GUGAAGUACAGUAGUGCUGUUGUUGGAGCUGAAUAUUGAGAUCACAUUUGGGAUUCUUUACAACGUUCACGGUUUAUUUAUUUAUUUUUGCUUUAUGUAGGUUUCUGAGAGGUUCACGUUCUCGGGUAGACCAGGUUGAGCCGUUAGCUGACAUGGCGGAUCACAUGGAUGUCAGCUUGCCGCCCGAAGAGCGAGUCCGCGCUCUGACCAAAAGAGGCAGCUCAGUGGAAGUCAACGACGACGUGCCGCCACGACGCUACUUCCGCUCUGGCAUGGAGAUGAUCCGAAUGGCCCACAUCUACACUGAAGAGGGAAACAUCGAACACGCCUUCGUACUUUACAAUAAAUAUAUUACGCUUUUUAUUGAAAAACUUCCCAAACAUCGGGAUUACAAGACGGCAAACAUCCCUGAGAAAAAAGACACCGUGAAGAAACUCAAAGAUGUGGCGUUUCCUCAAGCAGAGGUUCUCAAACAGGCUCUUUUAAAAAGAUUUGAACAAGAAUAUGCUCAGUAUCUGGUCAAAAAGAAAGCGGAGGAGGAGGCCCUGGCGCUGGAGCAGUCCAGGCAGCGUGCGCUGGACGCCGAGCGGGAACGCGUCGCCGUAAUGCAACGGCGGCAGCGGGAACAGGAGCAGUUCAGUGCCUUCGAGGAGAUGAUCCGUCGCCAGGAGCUGGAGAAGGAGCGUCAGCGAGUGCUUCUGGAGUUUGCCACGCCGUCCGCGCCUCCCGCCGACACGCCCCUCAUUCCUGGCAUCCAGGGCCCGCCGUUAGUGUCCCCCACCGUCCCGCUGAGCCCCGGCGAUUCCGGCACCAACGACUACCACCACCAUGGGCCUGCUGCUACGCCGGGCACGCCCGCAGCCGGACCGCCCAGCUUUGACCGCUCGCUCAAACCCGGGUCUCUGGUCAGCCCCGGGAACAACAGUACGAUGGUGGAUGCCCUCCGGCAGCUGGCCGUGCCUGCUGAGCUGUGCCGCAGCUUCCUGAGGCUGGCCGAGGCCAACACCAGCCGCGCUGUGGAAACCUGCGGCAUCCUGUGUGGAAAACUGACCAGAAAUGCGUUCACUGUGACUCACGUCAUCGUGCCGAAGCAGUGCGGCGGGCCGGACUACUGUGACACUGAGAACGAGGAGGAGCUGUUUCUGAUCCAGGACCAGCACGACCUCAUCACCCUGGGAUGGAUCCAUACUCACCCGACGCAGACCGCCUUCCUGUCCAGCGUCGACCUCCACACACACUGUUCCUACCAGAUCAUGCUGCCCGAGGCCAUCGCCAUCGUCUGCUCGCCUAAAUUCAACGAAAUCGGCUAUUUCCGGCUAACCGAUCGAGGAACGGAAGAGAUCUCCUCAUGUAAACAGAAGGGCUUCCAUCCUCACAGCAAAGAUCCUCCUCUCUUCACACACGCAGGACAUGUGAGCAUCACGGAUGACUCUGUGAGCAUGAUGGACCUGCGGUGAUCUUCUGGUUCCACCCGAACACUCGAGGACUGUUUAACCGAACUGAACGUGUUUUACUGGAAGGAGCUGCAAACACUCAUUUUAUUUUCCCGGACGGUACUCAGACAAGCGCCGACCACGUUUACCGUUUAUUUUGACUUUUCUUCUCAAGAGGAACUGUGUUGAAAAUUCAUGUAAUUGCACUUUCCAAACAAGCAAACUACUAUCAGACUCAUGGACUUCUGACCCUCUUGUCUUUUCCAUGCUUCUGUUUUUUAUCCUUUAUUUGUUCUCUGUUCUGCUUUCUUCUUUCAACAUGUUUGUCAGUGAUCACUGACAGGUGAGAUUUUGAUUCUGCUUGACAGAUAAAGUGCCAAGGAUGUGAACAUUCAUACUUUGUUGAGUUUUUUUGUUGUUGUUUUUUUUCCCCCAACUGUUAGAAACUCUUUGGGUUUUUCUUUUAUUAGCUUUUGAAGUGAUAUAACUAAUGAGAUGCAAGCCAGCAGUAACUCAGGUACGCAGGCAGUUCUGCUGUUCCUGCCCGGUAUUCAAGUUUCCCUUUAUUCACAAAAUGAAGAAUUUAGUUUAAAAUGUUAUUCUGGUUUGUGACGGGAGCCAUUUUUUGAAUCAUUUCUUCAUUCCUCAUGUUUGUUUUCAGAGAAAGGCUGAUAAUAGAUAUAAGCUUUCUACUUGUCAUAUGGUGGUGUGAAUAAGCAGUUGAGUGUGGGCGGCUGCUGUGACAAGAAAAAAAACCUGAUUUAUUUUGUUUUUGCUUAUUUUGUCGCUCUUAAAUGUUUCAGAUCAUCAAGCAAAUACAAGUAAAUUUGAAAACCAGUUUUUAAGUGAUAAUUUAAUUAAUUAAAAGAUACAAAGCUAUCCAAUGACUUGCUCCAUUUAGAAAACUGUAACUAAAAAGCUAAAUGAAACAACAAAAACAGCCAAAUGAAUCAUAAAGUCUGUAAACAAAAUUGUCCUUCAGAAAAGCAUCAGAAAAAAAUACUUUUGUAUUUGCUAGAAAGAGAGAGAAAAGUGAUAGAUAAAUGUAAAUAGCAAUUGAAGCUUUUUUAAAUUUAUCAUGUGAUUAAUUGAUUUAUUGCGACAGUCCUACUUGUCAGUUUCACCAUGUACUGUGUAAAAUACAAAGUGAGUUAAAGGGGGCGGAGCCAGAAGCAGCUUUUUUGCAUAAAAGGGACAGAGCCCUAAAACUUUCUGAAAGGAGCUCAAACAGGCUGAACUGAGGGGGUGAAUGUCUUUAGUUCAGAAUUAUUUUGUACAAAAAAAUUUAAUUACCAUGUUUUGUACAACCCAUAAACCUAUCCUAACUUGCUUAAAAAGAAGUAUAAUAGGUUCCCUUUAGACAUCCAAGCUCAAUUUCACCAUUUUUGAUGAUUAUUGUAGAUGUAAUAAUUAACUCGAACAGAGCCUCUCUGCUAACUAAAACAUCUCAAAACCCUUUGAGUUGUUUUGAGAUGUUUACUAAGUAACUCCCAUGAGUUUUGGGAUGUGAGUGAACCAAAAUGAGAUUCAUAAUGGAGAAAACAUUCAGCAGUGGAGAAGCUCUGCAGGGGAGGUCUGUCAACCAAAGUUACUCCAAAACGCAUCGAAAAUUCAACCAGGAGGUCACAAAACAAUGUAGAGUAACAUCUAAAGCAUGACAGACCUCGGUUCUGUCCAAAGUCACUGCUGAACCGAAAGAACCAAGAGCUCAAUGUUAGUUUACCAAAAAGAAAACAUGAAGAUGAUGAGAAUAAUCCAAAUCACAGCAGCAAGUCUACCUCUGAAUGACUAAUAAAGACAAAGAAAAGUGGCAAAAAUAGUUGCUAGCUUCAAAACUUCAUCAGGUUUUUUUUUAACUUAUUUUUGUCAAAUAUUUAAAUUUAUUUAUGAUCUGUAACAUUUAGGUGUGACAAAAAGCAAAAAUUAUAAAAAUCAGAUUUUUUUCAUACCACUAUAUGUUACUAACAUGUUCAUUGUCCACAUUGUUUUAAUUUGAUUGCUCCUUUCUUGUAGCCAUAAAUAUCAAUUAUAUGCCAAGAAGAAAAUAAAACUUAUAGAUGAA